Molecule: messenger RNA, 1043 nt
Organism: Humulus lupulus (European hop)
Lineage: Eukaryota; Viridiplantae; Streptophyta; Magnoliopsida; Rosales; Cannabaceae
Exons: 4
Coding region: 47-826 (259 amino acids)
Source: RefSeq, a predicted model, not a curated record
AAUAGAUUUGAAAAUCACUGUAAAUUUCUUCGCAGCUCAACCGACCAUGCCGGGCCCUGGUCCGCACCUAAUGUACGCCAUGAGCUCAGGCCUGGGCCUGACCACCCUCUCCAAUUGCCGGUUUACUCCACACCAUACCUUAACCUACACCAUCAACGCCUUCUUUGGCCCUGACAUCGGCUCCUUCUCCGAGUGGCUCAGCUCCACCGUUGGCAUCGGCUUCGGUUCGGCCCUCGCCGAUGCCAUACACCAUCCUUUCUAUUACGUCCUCAUCCUUGGUCUUCCUCUCUCUUUCUUCUACUCUUGGCUCUCCAGAUUUUUUAUCCAAAAGGGUGUCCUUCAUUCAAUUUCUGGGGUACCCCUUUCUAAGAGGCAGUGUUUGUUUUUGGUGUCAGCUGGUUCUUUAUCUCAUUUUUUCUUAGAUCACUUGUUUGAGGAAAAUGGACACACAGCUAUGUAUACCUGGAUAUUGAGCACUGGUUGGUGGAAGAACCGAGCACCUAAUAACCCAGAUGCUGUUGUUAUAGUUGGUCUUUUAUGUACUUGCCUAAUUGGUGGUUUCAUCUUCAUCAAUAGAGUUAAAUCCUUCAACACAAUAAAACAACAAUCAAACCAGUCAGUGAAACUUAUUCUGAUUGUGGCUAGCUUGUACUGCUUAUGGUGUUUUAGCCAGAUAUACUGGGUAAAUCCUCGUCGAGCGGCAGUUGGUGAAGAGGCUGAUCUCGGAGUUCUUGUGUUCUUAGCCACAUUUUUCUUUCUUCCUCACUACUUAUGUAUAUCGUCAAUGCACUCAAAAGAUCUUGAAGCAGAGCAAAUCUCAUUAUAAUACUUAUUCAUCUUCACAAGAAGAGGACCUUACACACAUAUGAUACAGUAUUUUUCUUUGCUGUAAUGAUCAUAAUUUGUAAGGUGUAUACAAACUCCUAUAUCUUCUUAUAAUAUGAGCUUACGAACCUGUGAAAUUUUUUAGAUUCUCGUUCACUCUGGCUGUAACUUGUGAUCCAUUAGAAUUGGAACUUAAACCUUUUUCUCCUGCGACUUAA